AUGGAAGUGGUGACUGGGGUUCUUCUCUUCUUGUUGGCUGUAGGAGUUUAUGUUGUUUGUUCUCUUUACCUGCUACACAAUCCAUACAUUCUUCAUAAGAAGAAACGCCUGGGAUUCUACUGCAGACACAUUUCACACAGGGGAGGGUCUGGAGAGAAGAUAGAAAACACAAUAGAAGCAUUUACACAUGCUGUUGAAGUGGGCACUGAUAUGUUGGAGAUGGACUGUCACCUCACACUGGAUGGCUAUGUUGUGGUUUCACAUGAUGACAACCUUCUAAGACAAACAGGAUAUGACAAAACACUGUCAUCACUUAGAUACCAGGAUUUGCCUCUAUAUGAAGAGAAACUUGAGGUCACAUUCUAUGUUGGACAUUACAGUUCAGGUAAAGACAAACGGUUUGCAUUGCUGGAAGACGUCUUCAAGAAAUUUCCCAACAUGCCAAUGACAGUUGAGAUCAAACAAAACAAUGAACUGCUCAUUAAAAAGGUCUCUAAUCUUGUGAAACAGUAUGGCAGAGAGGGCAUUACCGUCUGGGCUUCAGAGGAUUCUGACACUAUGGCUAAAUGCAAGAAGGAGAACCCCUCCAUGCCAUACAUGUUCACUCUGAUGCGUGGACUGUUGCUUAUAUUGCUCUUCUAUACUGGGCUUCUACCCUUUGUGCCACUGGGUGAAAGUAUAUUGAUGUUUUACCUACCCAGGAUUAUCAACAGGAACUACAUUCCAGAGGAAGACUAUUUGAAGACAAGAUUUGCAGUGUGUCUACUUCAGAAGUUGACCAUGCGGAAAUCUUUGUUCGAACACUUGAUCAAGAGGGGGUUGCAGGUGCAGCUAUUUGUGUGCAAUGAGGAGAGAGACAUGGAAGCAGCAUUUGCAAUCGGAGCUAUAGGAGUUAUGACCGACUACCCCACACUGCUGUCAAACUACAUUAAAAAACACCCUCCCAAAACACACACUACUUAUUAG
This is a messenger RNA of Xyrauchen texanus (razorback sucker), 966 nucleotides long. RefSeq names its product lysophospholipase D GDPD3-like. Lineage: Eukaryota; Metazoa; Chordata; Actinopteri; Cypriniformes; Catostomidae. The transcript is spliced from 10 exons. Gene Ontology annotation, cellular component: endoplasmic reticulum membrane. The record is from RefSeq and is a predicted model, not a curated record. The coding region runs from base 1 to 966 and encodes 321 amino acids. Gene Ontology annotation, molecular function: phosphoric diester hydrolase activity; phosphatidylcholine lysophospholipase A1 activity. Gene Ontology annotation, biological process: glycerophospholipid catabolic process.